Messenger RNA from Haliotis rubra (blacklip abalone), 3660 nucleotides. RefSeq lists its product as uncharacterized. NCBI's taxonomy places the organism in Eukaryota, Metazoa, Mollusca, Gastropoda, Lepetellida, Haliotidae. The record is from RefSeq and is a predicted model, not a curated record. The transcript is spliced from 7 exons. Bases 1566 to 2528 code for a protein of 320 amino acids.
CGGACGCUUAAAAUAUUAGGCUACCCCACCGCCGCUUUAUAUAAAAAUACGUCAUACCCAAUAGGUGCUGAUUCUGAAAUUGGAUGAUGUCAAGAUUUGUCCCACUUCACGCUAUCCCACUCGCCAUCUAUACAUGGGCCUCCGCUUGCACAGCGCCCCCUACAUAGACUAUGUACAUGCACGCACAUCAACCCUACGCCAUAUCUGACCACUGCACACAUGCGACGUUAUGCAACAAACACCAUAGUCCCUAAAACCCUUGCUAUGGUACGCACUAAACCUUAAAGGUCUAAAUCGCAGUAAUUUAAACCGUGACAACUGUACAAGCAUUUGCUUCACACUAUUGUCAGUCUAACGCCAAACUGGACUAACUGUGCACGUCAAUCCGUUGAUCACACCCUGUAGUUAUUAAGGCCAUUUGACAUGACUUCCACUGAAGUGAAGCCUUUCACACAAAGCUGGCUGUUUCCCCUGUAAUCAUGCUUCUACUUCCUGCUUAUACUCAUAUUUCACAGCGGACAUGCUUGCUGUAAAUUGCCUGGUCUUAUUCACCAAAAUAUCACAUGCAUUUCGAUGAUCAAAACACUGCCUGUUAACAGCUCUAAUUUAUCUGGUAUUAACAGUCAGCGCGUAAUGGAAGUGAUGCUAAGUUCGUACGUUUUAGUAGUUGUGAAACCGAUCUGGCACGAAUUGCAUCAUUCAUCAAUAGCAUGACAAACAUCACAACUACAGAUGCUGAAGGGUAAAUGUUCACUGGACACAUAUUUAUAGGAGCCAUUGUGUCGGUCAGCAGUUUGCAGCGAUCUGGCAGUAUGCACAACAGUAGGUGAGUGCAAGUUGAAAUUGUUUCUAAAUUUAUGCUGCUAUGAAAACGUCUAGCACCCUUGUCACUUCAUUUGAAACCUCACAUAUCUCACCAUUAUCUGAUAGUGACUUGUAAACAUAUACGUUGUUUUGAUGAAGUCGGAUUCGUAUUAUCAAUUCUGGUAAAAUAUACAGUUUCUUGUGGCUAUGGCCAAUGUUUCGUCGCUUUUGAUGUUCAUCGUUAUGGCACAUAUACUGAACAAAAAAAAAGAAACUUCCAAGCGCUACUUACCCCACACAUACCCCUUCAGAACGAAGUGUGUUGCUAGUGGAUAAAUCUGUUUAGAUCUGGCCAUUUUAGUAUCCGCCCAUAUAACUACCUAGCACCACCUAAUAUAAAUAUAAUUCAUUUCUCCUAAUUUAACGUUUCUGUUCAGUGUACUUGUAAUCUUGUCGCUUUUGGUACAUGUAACCCAGUGAAUAUCAUUUCACAAUUAGCUUAUGUCAUGGUUCUUUGUCAUAUGCAUCUCCCCGUCAGUUUCCGUCAGCCGCCUUUUCAUACUGCAUCGAAACGCUACAUCUCUAGACAGUACUGAUGAGGAGAAUACCUCCUUUUUGUUUCAUGUAGCCAGAGAGUUGACAAGUAUAGACAUUCCAGCUACGUCAAGAAAAUGUACCAACUAUCUUCAUGAAAUCCUCUCUGAAACAAUUGCGCAUACUACAGCAUCUAACAGUACAUAAGUUUCAGAAAUCGUGUCAACAUGAUGCCCACAGUCUGGAUCCUUUGUAUCGCAAGCAUUUCAACCUUGGCGUCCACAAGCCUACAUUCUCCGCAAUCCUAUACCACUACUCCACCAUAUUGCUUAAACGGUGGAAAGUUAAAAGUGAACACGACACUGUGUCAAUGCAAUAGCGGAUUCACUGGAAAUCAUUGUGAAACAUGCAUCGGUGUCCAAUGUCAGAAUGCCGGUGAGUGUUCACAAGUUGCCCAGGGAAAGUUCCAGUGUUCCUGCUACUCACCAACAAGUGGAGACUCAUGUGAGAAAACCAACACAGGUUCAAUCUCAAACAACAUUGCCAGGAACAGGAAAGCGUUCCAUUGUAGAAGCGGGGAGGAUUCCACUAAUUAUGGCAACGAUACCAUCUGGACUGAUGAUAUCUGCUAUGACCUCCAUGUGAACAAUGUAAUCAUCAUCGACCUUGGUGGACACUAUCGAGUACAGAAAGUGUCUCUAAAGAAACAUGGUUACCAGGCUGUUAACCUGACCAUCCGUGUUGGCUUGCACCUUGCUGACCAGUGCUCCGUCAUGAGAGGAGUCAGCUGCAUGGCAUCUUAUGAAUACUGGCCAAACGGAACUGCGAAGGAUUUAGCUUGUGAGGGGAAUCAAAGUAAACCAGGACGCUACAUUGUGAUUGAGAACAAAGUCAAGCAGAAAUCCAUCUUCUGUGUCAUGAGCGUGGAAGGGAUCGCUGCAUCUGUUACAAAACGCACAGCCUUCUUCUCCAACGCAAACCCGUCCUCUUCUUCGGGAUUCCCAUCCUUCUACACCAAAAACACACAAAGCGAAAUUGAUUGCGCAAGAUCCUGUCUCCAAGAACCAAUAUGUCUGAACUUCCGGUGGACCGACCCAGUCUGCUCUCUCUAUGGCGGAGUUAUCCCGAAUCUAGAAUUUGGUAUCGGCGUUGGAAAACGGUUGCAAGAUUUCAAUCAGACUUGGCAGUAAACAUCAAUAUGAAACGUUUAUGCUGUGAAAUGAGAAGGAAUCACUAUGAAUAAGCCUACAGGUUUGAAAAGUGUUCAGUGUCUUAAAGGAGCUCCUCAGAGUAUAGAUCGUACCCUAGUUAUGUGAAUUGUGUGCAAUUAAAAUUGGAAUUGUCAUGUUUUCUCUUCUUCAGAGAACAUCGUGAAUUACGGACCGGUUAUUUGAUGAUCUGGGUAGGGUGGCCACGAGAUUAUAUUUUCCUAGUGUAUCGUUUAUACCCUGCCCAUAUUGUAUCAUCUGAGUUUCAUCAUUAAAAUAUGCAUUGGAAAUGACAUGUUUGUUGUCUUAGAAUACCUCUUUUCACUUCCACAAAAAUGUUUCAGCACAGAUUAAUAGUAUAUUAUUAUCAAUAUGGCCAAUAUUUUUACUUUUCUCAUAACAAACCAUCAAAAUCAUUAAUGAUAACAGAGCAUCUUAGAAUAAACAGUUUUACUUGUAGUUUAAAGGUGAGUAACUUCACACACAAGGUAUAUAUGAAGCACUUCACAAAGAACGUUGGGAAAAUUCUGCUUUGAUGUUAAACUACAGGAACAUGCCCCAUGUCUGUGUUUUCAAAUCUGCUUUAAUGACCUCGCUAAGUCCUACAGAGUUUUACCACAGGAUCGUCUCAACAGCAAAGCAGUGCUUCAACAUAAUAACAUUGAUAAUGUUCAUUAUCUGUAGUGACAUGCAUCCUAAAUGUGCUUUUUCCAGUAUGAAAUAUUUGUAGUUUAGUAAUUACAGUAUUUACCAACUUAUUGACAACAAGUCAUACAUAGACUAGCAUGGCACCAGUAUGUUCGUGGUGUCCCGAGCUACAACGUUUACAUCUUCAAAAUGUACUGCGUCUUUAAACAUUAUUCCCUAAGUUGUAAACAUCACCCAAAUUUGCCAGAAAAUGUUUCGCGUGUUUUGCUAAAAUUCAGAACCUGCAAUCAUAAUCUGUCCAUUGAAACUGGUAGGUGGAAACCUACACCAGUCAAUGAAAAAAUGCCCAGUUUGUACAUCAACUGAUUUAGGUGCUGAAUUCUAUUACUCGUUCAUCUGUCCAAUUUGGGAAAACACCUAGCGCACAAAUAUUUUUACACAAAAGCAAACUUCUUUGAAAUGAAUU